AAAAAAUAAAUAAAAAAAAAUCAUACCAAAUCCAAACAUCUUACUCUCUCCAGUGACUUAAACAUAACAAUAAUAACUGAAAAAAUAAACCAUGACCUCUAGAAAAUGUAACACAAAUCUCAUAAUUUUUUGACUCAACAGCGAUUGUCAAGGACAUUAUUUGAUAUUCUGUACUUUCAGAAUGUGGACAUUAUUUGAACUUUAUUACCACCUGCUCAUGAAAUCUCCAAACUGCAAAUGCAGGAACUGAAUUUGGACUUUGCGCUGAGUUAAGAGGUGGUAUUGAAUUGUCUUAGCGCAAUGACCAAAUUCUUAGGAAAACAGUAAAUUGUGCUUUACAUUACUUCAUUUACUUAUACAAUACACCCACAGUAGCGCAAACACUCGCACCUAUGCCCAUUUGUGCUGGCACAAUAAUUGUUCUUAGAAUAUGGAUAAGCACGGUCGUAGCGUGUUGUGCUGUGCGCACUCACGAAAAUAAAGCCCUAUGUGUGUUAACAGAACUUUAGUUUGAGAAAACUGCUUAAUAACCUUUUCUGUGUAAAGUUAAAUCCAAUUUUAUAACUUUGUUAUCAUGAUGACGUAAUGCCAUAAACCCUGUAAUCCCACAAAAAGACGAUUUUAACAAUUUAACAGCUCAAAUAAUACAUGUUUAAACAAGAAUAAAAUUAUAAGCUUCACCAUUUCUGCCUUUAAACCCUCCAAAAAUUGGCCCCAUUCACUUAAUUGUAAGUGCCUCACUGUAACCUCGAUAUUUUCUUUUUUUCUUUUAAAGAAAAUGAGGGAUGUUAAAAUACAUUUUUGUGGUAAUCAACAUUAUGCCACAAAUGCUGUCGAGUGUUUAACUUGUAUUGAACCCACAAUAUUUCUUAAAUAUUAUUCAGCUUGUAAACACACAGUUAAACAUGCUUAAACAAGCAACCACCCAGAACACCUUCGUAACACUCUAAAAACAAUCGUAGCAACCGCAUAAGAACACCCCAGCAUCUUGGCAGAAAGUUUUGCAUGGACGAGCACCCCUCACAUUUUCUCUAGAAAAUGGAAAAUUGUGUGUUUGUUUAUAAUGCAAAAAAACUGUAAUGUUUUAAAACAUAAACAGGACAGGCCAGAGGACAAUGCCAUACUGGAGGAGGUGAUAAAGAAAAUAACCAAGUGUCAAAAGACAUUGAAGAGUGGAUACCUAGAGAACCUGACAGUAGAAACCUAUGAGGAUUUGGUCAUCGUUAUAUCAGCAAUACAGAGGAACCUAGAUGAAUGCUUGGAGAUUCGUCAAGAGAUAGAAAUGAUUGUAGAGGAGGUGCAUAAAAAAAAGCACGAUCAUGUACCUACGGCAUAUAGGAAAACACUCUCCCUGGAGAACCAACUAAAAAAUGAGCUUGCCACUGGAGACAUCCUCUCCACUCUCAUCAACUUCGAAAAGGCACACAUCUUAGACACCAGCACAGACUCACCACACCUGGACAGGGGCAUGAUAUUCCAUGCAGCUAAACAGAUGGAAACCUCAUCUCAAGCAGACCUUACUCUCUCAGCCACUGGAAACUCAAAAUCUUCUGUGAGAAGCACAGAGGACAAAUGA
This is a messenger RNA of Myxocyprinus asiaticus (Chinese sucker), 1576 nucleotides long. RefSeq names its product cation channel sperm-associated protein 4-like. The transcript is spliced from 3 exons. The record is from RefSeq and is a predicted model, not a curated record. Gene Ontology annotation, molecular function: voltage-gated calcium channel activity; calcium-activated cation channel activity. Gene Ontology annotation, biological process: sodium ion transport; flagellated sperm motility; sperm capacitation. The coding region runs from base 1064 to 1576 and encodes 170 amino acids. NCBI's taxonomy places the organism in Eukaryota, Metazoa, Chordata, Actinopteri, Cypriniformes, Catostomidae. Gene Ontology annotation, cellular component: CatSper complex; sperm principal piece; acrosomal vesicle.